This is a messenger RNA of Culex quinquefasciatus (southern house mosquito), 1712 nucleotides long. Its product is annotated as lymphokine-activated killer T-cell-originated protein kinase homolog. Gene Ontology annotation, molecular function: protein serine/threonine kinase activity; ATP binding. Lineage: Eukaryota; Metazoa; Arthropoda; Insecta; Diptera; Culicidae. The record is from RefSeq and is a predicted model, not a curated record. Gene Ontology annotation, cellular component: cytoplasm. The coding region runs from base 237 to 1622 and encodes 461 amino acids. Gene Ontology annotation, biological process: protein phosphorylation. The transcript is spliced from 2 exons.
CGAGUCAAAAAGAGGUGCUCGACAAGUCAAACGCUACGCGGCGUCAGUUUCACUUUGUUUGUUAAAUGCAUUUUCCGUAGGAAAAUGAGUUAAUUCCCACUUCCGGCGUGUGAUACAUUGCUCCAAUCGACGUUUUCAAGAUUUAUUUCGUCUUUUUUGUUAACCGUGAGAGAUUUUACUGUUUUUGAAACCCCCCCUGGAAAUUCCUUCACACUUGAAAAGUGCAUCAAGAAAAGAUGGAAACCCCGCUGAAGAACAAAGUGCUCACCAAGCUGCAGCAGGGCGAACCGUUCCAGACGCCGGUGGCCGCCGCGGACCGCUCGAGCCGGCACAUUACGAGCGUGACGCGCCUUCCGGCGUCCCCGUUCCUGCAGAAGCUUGGCUUCGGAACCGGCGUCGAGGUGCUGCGGAUCAAGCGAUCGCCGACGAAAAACUCGACCAAAUCGCCGUGGGCCAUCAAGAUGCUGUCGCGGCGGAACAACGCCGAGCAGGCCAGUUUGUUCGGGGACCGGCUGACCGAGGAGGCCAACAUAUUGAAAACCUUGAGCCACCCGAACAUUGUCGGAUAUCGGGGCUUCGACACGCUGGAGGCCGGCAAGGAGUACAUCGCGAUGGAGUACUGCAACACGUCGCUCGGGGACCUGCUGGAGAAGCGGUACAACGACGGGUUGGGACCGCUUGAGGCGCCCAAGAUCCAACGGAUGGCGGUGGACAUUCUGCGGGCGCUCGAUUACCUCCACACGGACGCGCUGAUCCUGCACGGAGACCUCAAGUCGUUCAACGUGCUCGUGAAGGGGGAAUUUGAGGCCUGCAAGCUGUGCGACUUUGGCGUGAGUUUGCCGCUCAACAAGGACGGCUUUCUGGACACGGAGAAGAAGGCGGACGCGCAGUACGUCGGGACGGGCAUUUGGAGCGCGCCGGAGGUGCUCGAGGAGGACGUGUCGCUGAUCAGCUCCAAGGCGGACAUCUUCAGCUUUGGGUUGGUGAUUUACGAGACGAUUUCGCUGCUGCCGCCGCACACGUUCGCCGGCAUGAAGGACGAAAGCAUCGCCAGCUCGGCGGAUUACGCCAUCAUGAAGUCGAUCAUCCGGGGCGGCGGCGGCGCCGCCAACCGCAAGCUAGACGUCAGCGAGGUGAUCGUGCUGGACGACGAGACGGAAGACGAAAAGGACGUUUCGGUGGCAGCAGCGACGACGACCAAGCGAAAGCUUGACGUCGAAUCGGAAUCCACCUCCGAACCAGCCCAGAAGAAGCCCGCGCCAGAACCGGACUCGACCACCGCCGACGGCUCAAUUAUCUCCGUCGCGGACGAAACGAUAGACGAAAGCGCAAUCACCAUCGACGACGACGACGACGAGGACGAGGGCGAUUCCGAAGAGUCGGAGGACGAAAUCGAGGAGGGUGACGAGGGGGACUACCUGGACUAUGGGCGGUUGGGGACGCGGCCGGCCAUCCCGGACGGGAUAAAUCUUUCCGAAGAUUACAACUUUAUUCUGGAGGUGUUUUACGUGUGCACGCAGGAGGACUACGAGGCGAGGCCGUCGGCGCGGUCACUGCUGGAUGCGUGGGAGAAGAGGAAUGCGGGCGCCGAAGGCGCCCAGGAGGAACCGAGUGCAGAUUAGACGGUGGACAAUUCCGAAAAAAGAUGAUUUUUUUAAACGUCCUGAUGAUAUUGUGGGGAAGAAAAAUAUAUUUAAACAAGUUUAAAGUUA